UUAAAACUAGACAAAUAUUCAGUGUUGUCAACAUUGAAGUCUGUUAUGUGGAAUGUCUAUUGUGCAAACCGUACGAUUUCAAGUUCUACCUGUUUGUUAGUGAAUUCCAAAUCAAGUCCCGGUUUCACAAGUCAUUUAAUCUACCAGCUGAUUUGUCAUUCAUUUGUACGUAGAUAGGUAUGUUUUUUGUUAAAGUAAACAUCUAUGUUAUUGAACAUACGGUUGAUUGUUUACUUGCGAGUGCGUUGACUUGUGUAACUCAAAAGAAAAGGAACGAGCUGUAAAACUGUAUUAUAAAUAUAAUAAUGUAUUAACGUCUAUGUAAUUUGCUAUCAAGCUGAAUGAGGAUAAACACUAUUUUCAUACUUAGCAAUGUUUUAUGCGUAAUAGUUUAAACAGAAAAGUUUGUGAAAGGCGACAUUGAGUUUAACAAUGUCAACAGGAAGACAUAGAGGCUAAUUUAAAACGCAGUGUGGUGGCGAAUUAUAUCGAUUGGCGGGCCUGCUGGCACUCGCUCCCCCAUGCGCCCUGCAUCCCGGCCCCUAGUGGAGCCCAUUCACUAUCACUGUCUACCUACAUCCGCACAUAGCUCGAUACCUACAGCAACACAAGCUUCUACACAAAUAACUUAAUCACUUCCACGCACAUUCUACAAGGCAAUAUCGUUCAUUAUUUGGAAAGAUAUACAAUGUACUCUCUUCAAAUGCAUCACGUCGUUCUCGUAUGACACACGUCCGUGUCAGCGGUACAUGGCUUAGCCACACCGGUCUGUUUAACCUUGUUACUGUCAAGGAUAACCACUCAAACGCUUCCUGCGACUCGCUAAGUGCGGUGUGCAGGAGCCCUCUUCUCAUCUUCUAUUAAAUUAAAUUUGUUUAUUUAGAUAUAAGAGUAAAACGAAGCUCGCUACCGAGAAACACUUUGACUUUCAUUUAGGUAUAAUCGUGGGCUGUUUUGUAAUAUAAACAGUGUCGGAACUACGUAAAUAAAGUCUAAGAAGCUGAAUAGCAGUUAAUUAUUGUGUAAGUGUGUUAUGCGAUGAGAAUACAAGGAAUCAUGGAAAACGGAACAAAUGGAGAAUCGGCAUCGGAGUUUCUCCCUCCACUGGCGAAUGGCUCUUCAGCUUACGGAAAAGGAGACAGAACCACAGCCGCCCCAAACGAAAUCUUCGUGAACAGAUCGCUACAUUUAGAAAAUGUCAAAUUUUACGGUUUUGAUAUGGACUACACAUUGGCUGAGUACAAAUCUCCACAGUAUGAGAACCUAGGCUUCAAUUUAACCAAACAGAGAUUAGUAGAAAAAGGCUACCCGCGCGAGAUAUUAGAGUUUGAAUAUGACCCGUCUUUUCCAGUCAGAGGGCUAUGGUUUGACACUUUAUACGGUAACCUGUUGAAAGUAGACGCCUAUGGCAACAUCCUAGUUUGUGUUCAUGGAUUUGAAUUCCUGAAACAUUCACAAGUAUACGAGUUGUAUCCAAACAAGUUUUUGACAUUAGACGAAUCCAGGGUCUACGUCUUGAACACACUGUUCAACUUGCCUGAGACGUAUUUGAUAGCGUGCCUCAUAGAUUUCUUCACUAACUCCCCACAGUAUACGAGGGAAAAGUCGGGGGUAAGAUGUGGUGACUUGGCGAUGUCAUUCAAAUCCAUCUUCCAAGAUGUGAGAAACGCCGUCGACUACGUCCACAUUCACGGUGACCUCAAGUCCAAGACCAUUGAGAAUCUGGACCUUUACUUGAAGAAGGACGAGCGGCUGCCGAUGUUCCUGUCAAGGAUACGAGAGAGCGGAGCCAAGCUGUUUAUCCUCACGAACAGCGAGUACAACUUCACCGAUAAGAUUAUGAGCUAUUUAUUCGACUUCCCCCACGGCGCUAAGCCUGGCGAGCCUCAUAGGAACUGGAAGACAUAUUUCGACUGGAUCGUAGUGGACGCGAAGAAGCCCCUGUUCUUCGGCGAAGGCACCAUCCUGCGGCAGGUGGACACCAAGACCGGAGCGUUGAAGAUGGGACAUCAUGUCGGGCCCCUACACGAGGGGCUGGUCUACUCUGGUGGCUCAUGUGACGUGUUCACCGAAUUAAUCGGCGCAAAAGGCAAGGACGUGCUAUACAUCGGAGAUCACAUAUUCGGAGACAUCCUCAAGUCGAAGAAGAUUGGCGGCUGGCGCACGUUCCUGAUCGUUCCAGAGCUGGUGCAGGAGCUACACGUGUGGACGGACAAGUGCCAGUUGUUCACGCAGCUGCAGACCUUGGACGUGCAGCUGGGAGACAUGUACAGAGACCUGGACUCAAGUACGAAGGAAAAGCCCGACAUUUCCAAGUUGCGCGCGUCGAUCCGCGACGUGACGCACAAGAUGGACCUCGCGUACGGUAUGCUCGGCUCGCUGUUCCGAUCCGGAUCGCGGCAGACAUUCUUCUCCUCACAGGUGGUGAGGUACGCGGACCUGUACGCGGCCUCGUUCCUCAACCUGAUGUACUACCCGUUCUGCUACAUGUUCCGCGCGCCCGCCAUGCUCAUGCCGCACGAGUCCACCGUCGCGCACGAGCAGCGGUUCACCGUCGACGCGCCCACCAUCGACAGGACGAGGCAGCACCAGACGAGGACAUUUAGCCUGCUGAGCAUCUCAGACGACACCGCGUCGCAAGACACUGCGCCCGCUUCCGCCAUCCGCAAGAAAGUUGAGACAACCGGGUCCGUCCCACACACCCGGCCGGAGACGCCGCGGCAGCUCACACACACGCACGACGAAGACUGUUCCGACGACGAGGACGUGGCCAAGACGCAAGCAGCCAAAUAAACAACCCAUAAUUAUACAGGAUUAUAUGGAGUCAAUUUACCGUAGCUCAAUUGUACCUGCGGGUGAUCUAACGUGGCCUAGCUUAGCUAGAUAUACUAUUAACAAAUCAAUUCUCUUCCAAGUUCGAUUUUUUUUUCUAGGCUGUAGUUUUAACAAAAUUUAGCAAGCCAUUUGGUAAAGUAAGAAAGCAGAAACAUUACCAUCAAUAUCUCCCUAGCGUUAUCGCGUUUUUACAGGGUCCGCUUACUUAUCCUGAAGUUUCGUCAGAUUCGUUUUUUGCUGACCCGAAUGUUUAACCCGAAGGAAUUUGUUCCGCAAUUGCAUUUUUCGGGAUUUCGAAAGACGACCAGCAAAAACAAUAAAUGAUAUACUUAUGUCAACUUGCAAAGCGAAACUAUGGAUUUCUCUUAACCUAUUUACAAAUGUAUUUUCGUCAGGCGAAUACGUAUUUCUUUCGAAUAUUGAAUGCUGGUGAAAUUGUGGUUGAAUGUAUGUAUAUGUUUCACCCGUUAUCUUAGAACACGAGUUAUAUUGAGUGUUGAAUUUCUUGAAUUUAUUAGUGUGAAUAAUAUUGUAUCUAUCUGGGAAUGGACGUAAAUUCAUUUUAGUUUUAUGGCGUCUGAGUGCGAGGGAAUAAAAUAUUAGUAAAACUCCGAGAUUUAUUUAGCAUGAUAUUUAUGGAACUUGUUCUGCGAUUAAUUUAUUGCUGUUUUUGGUUUCGAUAACUGGAGAUGGUACUUGGUAUGAAGGAGACCCCAAUCACCAAUAAAUGAUCAUGUAUCUUUCUUUUCAAUACUAAUACUUCAUUUUAUUUUUAUUUACAAAAUGUAAACUACAUUCGAUGCAGAUAAAGAGGCUAUAGUGAUGCGAGGAAGAAGAGUUAAACUUCAGCAGCAGUAAUUAUUAUUGUUAUCCACAGUCGUUCGCCGGCCGACAGUAAGCAUUUCCAAGUGUGAUGAGAAUAUUUUACGAUACUGAUUAUUUUAAACUGAAUAGUACUUGUUGUAGAAUAUGUACAUACUAUAAAUAUGUAACGAAUAUAAUUAUAAUAUUGUGUUGUAUAAAAUAUUUCGAGAAUUUAUUUUUUGAGUCCAGUCAAUAGAGAUUAUUUUUUGUUGCACUCUGUUCACAUUUAUAUUAUUGUUAUAUUUUUUAAUAUAUUUUAUUGUUUGAGUAAACAAGAUACUUGUGUUUGAAUUCAGUCAAUAGUGUACUCGUGAAUUAACGAUUUGAUUACAAAUGUUAAGCUCCGUUGAUUGGGCUUCUAGAUGUUGUGAUUUAAAUUGUUUAAAAAUGUAUGCGUAUAUGACGUAGCUUUAUACAUAGGUAAGUGUAUAGAUACACUGUUUAUAAUAUUAUGAGUAAAUUGUUAACGAGGAAAUGUUGCCAUUUUUAUAUCAGUAGCAAUUCCACUUUUUUACCUAAUCACACAAAACUAGAUGUGUAAUAGGAUGCAAUAAAUAAAAUUAAUUCAAUAAAUCA
Messenger RNA from Pectinophora gossypiella (pink bollworm), 4275 nucleotides. It is a transcript of the gene Nt5b, whose product is annotated as cytosolic purine 5'-nucleotidase. The record is from RefSeq and is a predicted model, not a curated record. Gene Ontology annotation, molecular function: 5'-nucleotidase activity. Lineage: Eukaryota; Metazoa; Arthropoda; Insecta; Lepidoptera; Gelechiidae. The transcript has 12 exons. Bases 1039 to 2793 code for a protein of 584 amino acids.